CGGAGUCUCCAUCCUUUUUCAGCGAGUGCCGUCUGUUGGUGUGAUGGCUGUGUUCUUGGGGCUUCUUCUCUCCGUGCUCCUCCUGUCCCUCCACUCUCCUCCCAGUCAGGCGUCUCCCUCCUGCCCUGUGAGCUGUCGCUGCUACAGCCUCACUGUGGAGUGUGGGUCCACCGGCCUGAGGGACGUCCCCAAGCACGUUCCUCCAUCCACACAGACCAUCUUCCUCCAGGACAAUGUGAUUGGUCAGAUUCGUCGACAGGACUUCAUUCUGCUGAGGCAUCUGCACUACUUGUAUCUGCAGAACAACACCAUCUCAGCGGUGGAGCCCGGAUCUUUCCAGAACCAGGGUCAGCUGUUGGAGCUGGCUCUGAACGGGAACCGGGUCCACCUGGUGACGGCGGACAUGUUUCAGGGACUCGAACAUCUCCGCAUUCUUUACCUGGCAGGAAAUGACAUCACACGCCUGCAGGACUACACCUUCCGUGGCUUACAGCGUCUGCAGGAGCUCCAUCUGCAGCACAACAGCAUAGAGAUGUUGGCAGACCAGGCUCUAGUUGGUUUGACGUCUUUGGCUCUACUGGACCUGAGCAGGAAUAACCUUCACACCAUUGGCCCUGCGUCCCUGAGACCUCUGGUCAGCCUGCAGGUGCUGCGCAUCACAGACAACCCAUGGCGCUGUGACUGCGCUCUCCACUGGCUGAGGAGCUGGAUCGAUGAGGAGGGCCAGCGGCUGCUCAGCUCUGCAGAGCGUCGACUGGUCUGCACCGAGCCUCCGCGCCUCUCCCAUCUCAGCCUGGUGGAGGUGCCCCUCAACAGCUUGGUGUGCAUCCCUCCGCUGGUGCAGCUGGAGCCCAGGAGGCUGGCUGUGCGUCUGGGAGAGAGCCUCAGGGUGUCCUGCCAUGCCUCUGGUUACCCCCGGCCACAGGUGACCUGGAGGAAGGCGUCCCCGGGUAAAGUGGUGCUUUCUCCCAGAGGCCUGGUUCAGGAGCUGGGUGCUGCAGGAGGUGGAAUGGGUGGAGCGGAGGAGCCCUCAGAGGGAGGCAGAGUCAGUCUGCAGAAGAAUGACGGCGAGCGCUUUGACCCCGACACCGGCAGCGGCAUGCUGUUUCUCAGUAAUGUGACAGUGGCUCACGCAGGUUUCUAUGAAUGUGAGGCCUGGAACGCAGGCGGUGUUGCCAGGGUGACCUUUCAGCUUGCCAUCAACUCAUCCACCUCCUCUUCCUCGUCUUCCUCCUCCAUCUGGGCCUCGUGGUCUCAGGUGUCUUCGCCAUACUCACCUGCAUGGCCCAGGCUGAAGGGCCACGGUCCUGCUGUGGGCUCAGACGUGAGCCGAGAGCCCCUGUACGCUCUGGGCAGCAUGGCCUUCAGCGCUCUGGGAGCUGCCACUCAGACCGCCAUCGCUGUGGGCAUCUCCCUGCUGGCUCUGACCGCCCUGCUGUUGGUCGCCAUGAUCUACAGCCGACAUCACCAACGAGAGAAGGAAGCGGAUGGAGCUGAGAAGGAGGAGAGCAUCUUAUAUGUAAACGAUUACUCUGACGGGCCCACCACCUUCGCCCAGCUCGAGGAGUACCGUGACGAGCGCGGCCAUGAGAUGUAUGUUCUCAACAGGGCCAAGCCUGUUCUCCCUCCUGCUCCGCCCACAGCUGUCUCCACCACGAACCUUGGCUGCCCCGCGCCAUCCGACACCUCCAGCCACACCCUCUCCUCGGGGCCGGGCCAGACAAUGAGUCCCACUCUGGCCCCCAACAAAAAGCAGCAACAGCAGCAGCAAGAGGGCGACAUACGGACCAUGAGGAGAAUGGCGGGGGAGGGAGGGGAAGCGGAGCCUGUGAUCACAUCAGAGGCGGAGGGGAUGUUUCUUAAUCACACAGGCCUGUUCAUGGAUUCGCAGAUCGCCUAUGAGAUCCACUGCUGAAGGGGGGUAGAGACUCCACAGAGGGUUUGUGUGUGAAGCCGUGGUUCACAGCAGAGCCUGUCGCAUCUUUUCUGAACGUCAGGGUCACUGCUGACCGAAUCCCUCAUCCCUCUGGAAGAAUUUACUUUCCACAAGACUCACAGUGAGGAACUCUGAUUGGAGAAGGUUGACAUACCUGGGACAGCUCACCAUCUGGUCUAUUACAUCAAUAACACUUGAGACUUCUCAUGGACAUACUGUGACCUUGCACGCCAAAACAACAGCAGUGAGUAGACUGAUGAGUAGAUUGCCGUUCAAAUGCUCAUCUCUCAAAGACAAUUUUGAGUGGACUCAGGCUGAGCUGCACACAAACUGAGCCUCCCUGAACACAAAUUUCUGGGUCAGCAAUUAAACAGAGUGACUGUCAUACCAGGAACCUUUACCAUCAUCGUUGUGCAAGACUCAACAUCUGGCCUCUCAAGAGCUCAGACAAAGCUCUGAAGUUAUUUAGAGGGUGAGUAUAAUAACAAUAAAGGGGGAAUUAUGGAAUCUUACAUUUCAUGAGCAUGUAGGAACCCUAGUGUGUUUUAUUACUGUUGACAUGUUUUAAUUUAAUCUCAGACUGUGCAGGCUGUUGAGCAUCAGAAGGCAGUACAGCAACAGUUCAAUUUUGUAUUUAUUUAAAAAGUUUGGGAACAUGUGAAGUCAUCACAAAGAAAGGAUCUUAAUGGAAAAUUCUGUUUGUCUUCAAUUUAAGUCUUAAUCUCCCAUCACGAAACUGUCAACACGGUGGAGCUGUUGCAGCGGCAGAAAGUAAUGUUCAGCAAGGUAAACAAUACUGAAUAUAGCCACACAACUGAAACAAAAUGAAACUCUGUAAAAGUAAUAUAAUUUAAAUAUUUAGGCAGAGGCCAAUAUGAAAUGUUGGGAUUACUAAGUCAUAGGAGGCUCUGACAGCUAAACAUACUGCAAAAAAGUGCAUACAAAUAAUCAAACAUAAACAA
Messenger RNA from Plectropomus leopardus (leopard coralgrouper), 2898 nucleotides. Its product is annotated as leucine-rich repeat-containing protein 24-like. Gene Ontology annotation, molecular function: protein binding. The record is from RefSeq and is a predicted model, not a curated record. Lineage: Eukaryota; Metazoa; Chordata; Actinopteri; Perciformes; Serranidae.